This is a messenger RNA of Paramecium sonneborni, 1491 nucleotides long. The record is from the annotation of a GenBank genome assembly. NCBI's taxonomy places the organism in Eukaryota, Ciliophora, Oligohymenophorea, Peniculida, Parameciidae.
AUGCAUAAUAAACAUAGGAUAGUAUUCAUUUCAGAAUCAACAUUAGUUCCUCCUAAAUAAGUCCCAGAAAAAUCUUAAUAAGUGGAACCUUUCAGGGUGAAUUCAAAAAUAUAAUAACUUGCAUAAUAGGAUUAUGAUCUACAUGUACGUCAAUAAUUAGAAGAGUUAAAAAAAUUUUUAAAAGAAAAACAAUAAAAGUUUAUAAUAGAUUAUGGAGGUCAUGAUGAUGAAAAUACUCAAUGUUAAUAAAACCUUUUAAAAUAAUAGAAUUAAAAUUAGUUAAAAUCUUUUAAAAAUGAUAAAUAAAUUCUACCUUAAUUAUGUACCAGUUAGCGUUUUUCAGACAUGGUAUAAACUUAAAAAAUAAGACAAAAAUUAUAGAAUUGCAAAUCCAUCCAACCACUUAAAAAUCAAAGUCGCAAAUAUAUUUCUGAUUUUAAUUAAUCUUCUUUUACAGUUGAUUAAUUAGAAUCUUUAAGUCAAACAGAGGUUAAACAAUCAUCAGGUAUUAAUAAAUAAACCUUUAAAUCAAGAUAUUAAAGUAGUUUUCCUUCAAAAUGUCAAUGUAAAUACAAAAAAAAUGAUAGUAUCAUAAAGUAGUCUAAUAAUAAAGUUGUGAUGAAUUUACAAAUGUUUUAAAUAGAUUUUAUUCACAAAAAUGAAAAAAAAAUAAGAAAAACUGUCUAUUGCUAAUCUGAUUUUGAAGACAAUAAGGACGAAAAGAAAUUGAAGAAAUAAUAAACUUUUCCUUUUAUUAAAUUAAAUUAAUAGAUUGGUAAAUAAGAAGAUCAAUUACUUAAUCAAACAGGUAAAUUUUGGACAAGUUCUAUGAUUGAUGCAUAUGCUAAUUAUUUAAAUGGUAAUGAUGAAAAAUAUUAUUUUUCAUUAUCAAAAUAAUAAAGAUAAUGCCAUCAAAGACUUUAUAUUUUUACUUCAGAUUUUAUUACUAAUUGUAGUUUGGGUUCCAAUCCUUCAAAAGAAAAAUUAUUAUUGUUAAUUUUAGAAAAAUUAGAAUAUUUUAAAAAAAUUUAGUAUUAGUUUUGGAUUAUUUAUUAAAAAAUUGUCUUUGUUGUAAAUUAGAAUAAUAUUCAUUGGUAUUUAGUUACAGUAGAUUUAAAUGAAAGAUUUAUUUAUGUUUAUGAUUCUUUAUUGGGAGAUAAAUAUCAUUAUUAAUAAGUUAAAGAAUUAUUGACAUUUUUUUUUAUGAACUUUAGAAGAAUCAAUUAGAUGAAUAACAAAAAAAAGAAUUUUAAUUCAAACUUAUCAAAAAGAGAAAUUUUGAAAAAUAAAAUGAUGGUUAUUCUUGUGGAUACUUUACUUGUAUUGCUCUUGAAUAUUUAAGUAACGUAAAUUAAAAUAAAGAUUAUAAAAAGAAGCAUUAAAUUAAAGAAAUUUUAAAAUAAAUUUUAUUAUACGGAAUUGUAGAGGAAGAGGAAAAUAAAUGAUUUUUAAUAUGAUUAAAAUUAUAAUUAUUUAUUCAAUAAUAAUUGA